Messenger RNA from Homalodisca vitripennis (glassy-winged sharpshooter), 1004 nucleotides. Its product is annotated as E3 ubiquitin-protein ligase SINA-like 11. NCBI's taxonomy places the organism in Eukaryota, Metazoa, Arthropoda, Insecta, Hemiptera, Cicadellidae. The transcript has a single exon. Gene Ontology annotation, cellular component: cytoplasm. Gene Ontology annotation, biological process: proteasome-mediated ubiquitin-dependent protein catabolic process; multicellular organism development. The annotation marks the transcript as partial. The record is from RefSeq and is a predicted model, not a curated record. Gene Ontology annotation, molecular function: ubiquitin conjugating enzyme binding; ubiquitin protein ligase activity.
CACCAUUAUAAUCUAAUUUUUGACGUAUCAACUAUAUUGUUUCAGGACCGACUAGAUCAAGAUGUGUUGAAGUUGAUAGUGGACGCACUGAACGAAACCAUACAGUGCCCUGUAUGCCUUGGCACUCUGCGGCCACCGUUAACGCAAUGCUCCAGUGGUCACGCACUGUGUCCUGACUGCAAGCCUCAAAUCAACAUAUGUCCUACCUGUCGCAAGGACUUCAUCGAGACGAAGCCCGUAGUCCUACAACAGUUGUUGGAUGCAUUACCGAGGAUGUGUCUGUUCCGAACCCUCGGGUGCCCAGAAGUCUUCAUACCCGGAGGCACCCACGAGACUCUCUGUAGCUAUCGAACUGUUGAUUGCAAACUGCUCGAUUGUGAGUGGUCUGGACAAGCCAAGAAAUUGGAAAGCCACCUCACUGUGGUUCAUAACGAUCGUACUGUUGUUUUAGAGGAUGAGACAGCAUCGGAGAUAGUCUGGAGAAACUUUAACAACACCGAGGAUUCUUUCAAGUACAUUCCAUUUGUUGCUUACGGUCAAGUGUUCUGGGAAUACAUUCACAUGAAUGUGGAAGUCCAAAAGCUGUGCAUUUCAUUUACUCGAGUUGGCAAUGGACACACUACAUUCAAGUACUUUGCCAUCAUAAGCUUCAAACACAAUAUUAUUGGAUACACUUACACUAUCAAAGUACCCAUUGAUAAUAACAAAUUCGUUGAUUUCUAUGAAGAGCACUGCAUGACGGUGCCAGGCGAUAUGCUUCCCAGAUUUGUAAACCAGGAGUCAUUACUGGUUUACAGUGUUCAGAUCAUUAGAGAAGAUGAUUAAAAUUAAAUGGUUUUUUUUAUUUUUAAAUAUUUAUGAAUACACUUAUUUCAGUUUUUAUUCUUCGAUAAUAUUAAGCUUCUCUUUUUAAACAGGGAGUUGUUACCUAGGGUCAAGUUCUGUGCUCAUAACUGUACAAAGCUAUUAAAUAUUGUAGAAACAAAUAAAAAAAUCCAUCUUAA